AAAAUCGCAAGACCAACCUUCGUGUGUUUCUCAAAUACCACAAAGAAAAUCAUCACGUAUUCCUAGACUUGCUUCCGCGGAAACUUCAGUACAAUCAAGAUCGGCUUUAAAUGAUAUUUCUAAUCUUUUUUCACCUGUAACUUACCAAGACAUUAAGGAGUUCAAUGAUA
Messenger RNA from Racocetra persica, 170 nucleotides. Lineage: Eukaryota; Fungi; Glomeromycota; Glomeromycetes; Diversisporales; Gigasporaceae. The record is from the annotation of a GenBank genome assembly.